Molecule: messenger RNA, 1018 nt
Organism: Biomphalaria glabrata
Lineage: Eukaryota; Metazoa; Mollusca; Gastropoda; Planorbidae
Product: S-crystallin SL11-like
Exons: 6
Coding region: 157-771 (204 amino acids)
Biological process (GO): glutathione metabolic process
Molecular function (GO): glutathione transferase activity
Source: RefSeq, a predicted model, not a curated record
UCCUAUCAAAACUUGUAAGUGCUGAUCUAAUGGUGAAUUAGCAAGUGUCGCUAGUGGAAGGCUAUAAAAGGGCAGGGUGGUUAUACUGUAUUGUCUGUUAUUGGAUUGAUUACGUUCUGUAUGUCAAUAAUAAUAUUACAUAAUAUAAAUUAAAAUAUGGCCUCACAAAACAUCAAGCUCAUCUACUUCACUGGCAGAGGCAGAAUUGAAGUUUCUCGUUUGAUUCUGGUGGCUGCAGGCAAACAGUUUGAAGAUGUCCGCCUUGAGACAUUUACACCAGAACAUAAAGCCAAAACUCCAUUUGGUCAGCUGCCUUUGUUGGAGAUAGACGGGGAAACGUUUGCACAAAGUGUAGCUAUUGCAACGUAUCUGGCACGUGAAUUUGGUUUUUACGGCAAAACCAAUCGAGAUGGUCUCAGGAUAGAUCAAAUAGUACAGCUGACGCAAGAGAUUUUGAACGCAGGCUACAGAGCAUAUCUGUUUGAACCUGAUGAAACCAAAAAGGAUGAACUGAUCCGUGAGUUGAAAGAGAAAGAAUUCCCCAGAUAUCUUGGAUAUUACGAAAAGUUGCUCAGAGACAACGGCACUUCCUAUUUCGUGGGAGAUUCGCUAACUCUAGCAGAUCUGAUUGUCUACGAUGUUGUGUUCGCAUUCCUUCAGCGCGGCUUUAGCACAAGUGGAUUUCCCCUUGUUGAAGCAUUGUAUCAGCUGGUGGAGAGUCAUCCAAACAUUAAGCCUUAUGUGGCUCAAAGGAGGAUAACGCCUAAUUGAGAAGUACUAAUAGAUUAUAAAAUACAGAAAUAAUACAUAAAUGCCUACUUGUAUUUUUAUAUAGAUUAGUAAUCAUUAUUCAUGUCCAUUACACGUACAGCCAACAGAUCAUUGUUUAAAAAGUUAUUAAUUUAUUUGUAAAUAAUAGCUUAUAUUUCAUGAGAUUGAAAAAUAUUUUAACACAUUUCUGGAAUGUUAAUUUAUUUGUUAAUUGUUAUCCAAUAAAUUUGCUUACUAGUUUAUUAAA